AUGAAAUAAAAAAUGCAUUAGAGUUUUGGGCAAACAAUGUCCGUAGAAAUUGCUAAGAUUGCGAAUUACAAGAAUAUGUUUAAUAUUGAGGCUUUGAUUGUCAUUCUCAUAAAUUUUAUGUCUCUAAUGAGCUUCACAAUAGAGCCAGAGAACAAUUCAGGAUAUUUAUAUUUUAUUUAAUUUUUGAGUGUAUUCACUCGCCCACCAGACAUUUUAUUUGUGCCAAUUAGUAUGUUACUCUUAAUUUUGUAUUUGUUCGUUUAUGGAUGUCUAUUGUUAAUGUCAUAUUCACAAUACAGCAGUUAAAAUAAAAUGAUCAUCUCAAACAAGUAAUUCAAGCAACUCAGAUUCAUGCUAUCCUUGACUGCUGAGUGCAUAGUUUAACUCACCUGCCCAAUAUUAUCUAUCAAUAUGGGAUUGUUUAGCAAAUACAACAGCGCUUGGAUAACAGUGCCUAUCCUGAAUAUUGUGUUGCACUCAUUAAUAUUGUUUUGUUACUUUUAUUUUUAUCGAAGUUACCAAUUCAAUUAGUUAGGAUUGUACAGAAAUUUCAGUUUAAUUUCCUAUUGCUAUUACAUCAUAACGAUUUUUGUAGUCGCAAUAGAUUGGAACACUUCUCUCUCCAUUCAACCUUAUAUAUUAUUACUAAUGAGUAUUUUGAUGCUUGUGGAUCUAAUACUAUUCAUUCCCUAUAAAUUGACAUUUGAAAAUCAAAUUUAUUUAUUUGGUUGCACUGGGUUGUUUAUCCUGGGAAUGUUGGGUUCACUCAAGUAAUUGUUAGAUUACAUCACCAAAGACAAUGUCUUCGAAACAUUCGUUAUAAGUUACCCCCUCUUUUUUUAUUUAUUCUAAUUGAUCUAAAAUAUGAAAUGGAAAUAAAUGUUAUUGUAUAUGAGAACUGGAUCUAUGAAAUAGAUGGACAUCAGAAAACUAUGUUUUUCCUUGGAGGCCCUAGUUUGGUAUGUAGAACAAGCAAGAACCAGCCAAUAUGUCUUUAUGCAGGCUAUUUUGAUCUUGAAACACCACACUCAGAAUUGCACAGAUCAAAAUUGUGAAUGCAAGGAAGAUUUAACUAAACUCUACACUUAAAAUCUUGAGAGCAUGACCCAUCGAUCAUCAUUCUAAUCUAAGACUGCUCUUCUCAGCAAUGGGGACAAGAAUAGCAAUCAACAGAAUCUCUCUCAAAAUCUAGAUGUAAGUCAGUUCCAGAAGACCAUCAAAGAUGUCAGUAGGAGAAAUGAUUCCUAUGUUGGAAUUCCAGGAAUAGUUGAAAUCCAUCAGAAGAUCACCAAACCUCUCAUAUUCUAACCGAUGAAAUUCUUGUAAAAUGAUCUAAUAAAUGAGGAAUUGAUAUCUCAAUACAUCAAAAGGUAAUUUCACUAAACAAUUCAACAACUAUCUUUUUCACUCAAUCUAGAUGAUGUAGAGUAUCUAUCAUUGAAGUACAUAUCUUUCAUGUUUCUGUUCAAAUAAAAUAGUUCGUCCUCAUUGACCAAAUUAAGACAAAUCCAAAGCAGAACUGCUAAGUUCUCGUAUUUCUUUUGCAAUAUUACUAAAGUGACAGAAGAGCAAUUUAUUGAGGCGCUUAAAAUGAGACAUUUCGAAGAAAAGAGUACUUAUGACGAUAUUGUUAAAAUGAAUGUGACAGAGAUAUGGAGAUUGGAGAUGGUCAAAGAUGAAAUUGUAUCGAAUAUCGUGUGUGUCAUAAAGAAGAAGAUUAAGAUGUGGGAGAAUUUGUGUUCAGGUGAAAUCUCAAAUAUGGAUAGAUUACUAAUUGACAUCAUCAAAAUCUCUAAAUAAAUAGAGGACAGUCGAAAUUAGGUAGAUUAAAUCCUAGAUGAUUUUGCUGGAUAAGUCCAAAAGAAUUAUGCCUAUUAUCUAAAGUAUUAAUGUUUUAGAUCCCUCUUUUUCGACUCAGAUUACAAGAAGGCAGUGUUUUAUCAAAGGAAAGUAGAAGAUUCUUGGUAGUUGAGCAGAGUUGCACAUAAAUAAGGACAAAUCGGAAAUUUCUAAUGGCUGUCUGGAGACCUAGUCACUUUGGAAGUUAGCGUUGGUGUGUAGAGUGGAUAAAUUAUCAAGGGAUUUUCUAAUAGAUUAGUAGAUUUGUUAGGAUAUGUAAGUUACGAGGAUAUGAUUCAGAAUUUGCGUAUUAGAGGAUUAUAAUCUAGCAGUUCUACAUCGAAUUCUGAUAAAAUUGGCAUUUCUAGUAUUAUGCCUCCUUAUUUAACGGCAUCUCAUAAUUACUUCAUCCAAAGAUUCAUACAUAGAGGCUACACCUAUUAUUACGAUAAACCUAUCAGUUCAUUUGGGUGUGAUGCCUUAGGAUUUGUAUUUCCUAUCAAUGUGAACUUGUCAUUCAACUUUCAAAAUAUGAAUGACUUCACACUGUUAGGCUCAAUCUUAAAGAUCAAGGAUGAAGAUGAAUACUUAAUAUUUGAUGAAUGGGGACGUAUAUUGGGAGUAUCAAUGAGGACUUUUGAUAAAUUAAUCUUGAAAGGUGCACUUGAUGAAUUUGGCAUGGUUCAAUACAAAUCCAUCCAUUAGAAAUUAGAUAAACUAGGAAACCUCAAAAAUAAUUUGAUGAAUAAAAUAGCUAAGGAUGAUCAUGCUAAAUUGUUUAAGAAGACUCUUACGGUACACUAAAAGCAAAGUACUACCAGGAGUUAAGUUAGAAGGACCUAUUAAAAACCAUCUGAUAUUCUCUUAUAAUUUGGUAGUGUUCAGCAUUUCUUGCCUCAAAUCGGAAAAUAAAUUACAGAAAUACUUUCAAAGGAUAUUUUCAAAAAGUUACAGAGAGAAUCUCAAGAACAAUUCAAUAAAUUGAUGGAUAACCAAAACAAUUAAUAAUAAAAUGUGAUGGAGAAACAACAAAGCAAUUUAUUCCAAAGAUAACUUAGUUAAUUCAUUGAUCGAUAAUAGAGUAUAAACAAUUAAGGACUCAGUAGUGCAAUGUUAGACAAAGAUUAAUAUCGAAAUUUUAUACUCAAUACAUUUGUGGAUGACAAAGGACUUAUGAAGAAAAACAUGUCUAUCUUAUAGGAUGAGAAAUUGGUGCUUUAUGUUCCUAGAAAUUAUAAUGAAUUGAUUGAAUAUUUCAAUGAUGCAGGAGAACGAUUUGUUGAAAGUAAGAAUGAUUUUGAAACCAAAUCUAUAAGAAGAUAAUAAUUACAAAACAAAUACUCUUACAUCAAACAAUAGCAAAACUGUUAUCAUCUAUUCGAUGCUGAAUUUUAAGAUUUUAUUGAUAACAAAAUACGAAAGUACUAUUCAAAAGCUUUACUCAAAGAAGCAUUAGAAUCUCAAGAAGCUAAAUUGCUGUAGUAAGUGAGAUAUAAAUGUGUCUCAACCAUUGAUGUUGGAUUAGGAGGUAUAAGUGACAAGGAUUAGUUUCUCUAUUUUGUUUGCAGACUCUCCUCCUUAAAUCUGCAAACAGCCAAGAGGAAGGAUGUUCUGAAGAUCCAUAUGAAAAAAGAGAAAAACUAAUAAUUUGAUGGUGGCGAGGAACUGAGAAAAAGCUUGAUCCAACAAUUUUCAUCCAUGGACUCAGUGGACAAGUAAAAACCUGCUUGGGGACAAUCUCUAUCGAUAUAAUAACAGUAAGAAAGUUCUGUUCCUCAACCGUAAAUCAAAUUCAAAGGAGAGAUUGAUAAACCAAUUAUUGUAACUCUCGCCAUUCCUGAUAGUAGGACUUAUGUUUCUUCAUUGGAUCGAGAAGAAGGACCAAAUAUGAAGGUGAACUUUGAAGCUUAAAACUAAAAACUAAAUGAAUCCUCGUUUGAUAUAGAUGGGUCAAUGAGAGAGAGUCUAAUCUAGAGUGGCAAUCAUUCUAUGAAACAGUCAUUGAAUUUGGAUGUUCCAACAUUAUCGAGACAGAAUUCACUAGAAAAAAUGAAAUAAUCAUUAGGUUAAUCUAAAGAAUUAAACAAAGAAUUAUCUAGAAGCUUGUCUGAUAAAAAAGAAGAACCUCCAAAAAAGAAACUUAAGUUAUCCUUUUUGAAAAAAAUGGAAAAGGCUCUUGUUCCUAAAGAUCCUCCUGCUGGAAGUCCAACUACUCCAAUUGCUUCACCAAUCCCAGUGUAACAUUAACAUCAAUAGCCAGAGAAAUAACCAUCCAAUUUAAGUGUUCCUGAAGAAAAAAGAAGUUCAUUAUUAAGUCCAACAGGUUUAUUUUCUAAAUUAUUCACUCGAUUAAAUUUAAGGAGAGUAUCCAAUGUGGAAAUUAAAAACGAUUAAUUCGAAGCCCCUGAACAAGGUUUUAGGGAGUAAUCUGAGAAUUCAGACAAAGAAGAAAUAAAAAAAUGUGGACAGAGUACUCCAUCAGGUACUAAUUCUAUGUCCAGCAACAAUAUCACAAGUCAAGCAGAAGGGAAGAUUGAAGAUGAUGAUCUCAAAAAUGAUGACGAAUUAGUUAAUAUCUUUGAAGUCAUGAGUUAGGCUUCAAAUCAUUAAUCCAUUAAAUCGAUCUCAGCCAUCUCCAUGGCUACUCACAUAUCGUUAAGAUGUCUAAAGUAUUUACCAAGAUAAGCAAAAUCCCUGUAAGUUUUUAAAGUCGUCUUAAUUCUAUUGAAUAUAUCCAGCAUUAUUAGUUUGGUUUCGACAACUCAAAAUUACUUUGAUAAGCUAAGUGUAGAUCACUUGAGUUUAAAAAUUAAUAAUCAGUAUCGCUAUUCUGCUAUUGUGUUAUAGUCUGCUAAUUCAAUCGAUUAAUUAUCUAUUAUUCAAUUUUAGCAACCAGUUAAUGCUACUUUGAUGAAUGAACUAAUUACUUAUUGUUCUAAUUUGAGUUUAGAGAUUAGUUAAUCAUAUUUUGAUGUUGUAGAUCAAAUCUUGAGUGCUGUUUCAUUUCCAUUACCCAAACCUGAUGUUUUGAGUAUUCCUGAUGAAUUUUGGAUUGUAUCCCUUUCGCAAUUUCUGACUUAACAAAAAAUAGAAAUAGAUGCCAUUUAAUUAAUUAAUAAUUACAAUAGGAGUGAUGCCACUUUCCAUUAGUUGUAUAACAAUUCUAUUGACUAUUUGCUAAGUCGUCUUAUUUUUACUCAAUCUCAAAUCAACAAUAUGAGUCAAUAAUUGAGAGAUUACAAGAACAAUAACAUCUUAAAUUAAGCAUUCAUUGUGACUUAUUUAAUGGCAAGUUUUGGCGGAUUGCAUUUGAUAGUCAUAUUUUUAAUUGUUCCAUUCAUUAGAUAAAUCAAUAACAUAUAUUUUCGAGUCCUUUGCAUUCUAAGCAGAGUGACUGUUGAGGAAGCAGAAGAUGAAAUUAAAAAGUUAACUCUUUCUUAGCAUCUACUUGAGGCUCAAGAUGAUUCAUGGGUCACUCAAAACCAAGUCAAACUUGUGUUUUACAAUAAGAGUUAAGACAUAGAUUUAAAUCAAAAGUAUUAGAAUAUUGUCAAAGCAAAAGGAAAGGAAAGCUCAUAUUUUCAAUCAAAAUUAAGUGACACCUCUUUGAGUAUUUGGAAAGACAUGGGCCUAUACAUUAUGAUUUCCUCUAUUUCAAUCGGAUAUCUUAUAUUUUCAAUUAUCAUUAUCCAAACUCAGAUAGACACCUUCACUCCCUUUAUGGAAAAUUUUGAUUAGACUGUGAGUACCAGCAUCUAUUCUUCAGCUUUGAUUUCAAAACUAUCAAUCACUCCCGAAAGAUACGUGAAUCUUAAUAGCUCAAGCAUACCAACCCAAUAUACCCUAUAUGGCUAUUAGUAAAAUCAAUAAAUUUCAUAUUUCCUAUAGACCAUUACCUCUGAUACGAGCAAGAUCAAAACCUUUAUAACUGAUAUGACCACUUUUUUAGAGCAAUUAAAUUUGGAUUACAAUUAGAAUACAAGCAACACAAAUACCACGAUUACUAAUGAGUAGUAUUAAAAUAGAAUUCAAUAUCUGGAGUAAUUAAGUAUUUUGAGUGAAAUCAAUCAUAUACUCAAAGACAAUAUUUGCUAUUAUUCUUAACAAAAUUUAUGCCGAUUCGACAUCUAAUUCGACUUUUUUAAUACAGGAUUAAUUGGUGCAUUAGAUAUGCUCUAAAAGAUGCAAUUUAAUUAUGAUGAAUUUUUAACUGAAUACCAUUCGAUGUCCUAAUCAGACAUCUCUAUUGAUGAUGCAUAAUUAGUCAAUUAAUAUUACAAUUCACAAUAUUAUCAAUUAUUAGUGAUGUAUGGAUAAGAGUUGUUUUUCAAGACUUUUGAUAGAUUAAUUUAUCUCCUGGAAGCCUUUUUGAAUAAUGAAAAGAAAUCAAAAGAAACCCUUAUUUCAAAUCUAUUCAUAGGCAUUGGCAUUCCAAUUAUGAUUUUGACCAUAUUUUUAGCUGGUUUAGAAAUGUAUAUGCUCAAAAACAAAGUGAGAAGAGUUAUGCUAUCCUUGACAUAUCUACCAACAUUUAAAUACUAGGAUAAAAUCAUACUGUCACUAAUUAAAUCCAUACUGAAAAUUUGA
Messenger RNA from Paramecium tetraurelia, 6426 nucleotides. RefSeq lists its product as uncharacterized. The transcript has 3 exons. The record is from RefSeq and is a predicted model, not a curated record. NCBI's taxonomy places the organism in Eukaryota, Ciliophora, Oligohymenophorea, Peniculida, Parameciidae.